This is a messenger RNA of Hirundo rustica (Barn swallow), 1775 nucleotides long. RefSeq names its product brain derived neurotrophic factor (gene BDNF). The transcript has 2 exons. The record is from RefSeq and is a predicted model, not a curated record. Bases 229 to 969 code for a protein of 246 amino acids. Gene Ontology annotation, biological process: negative regulation of neuron apoptotic process; nerve growth factor signaling pathway; neuron projection morphogenesis. NCBI's taxonomy places the organism in Eukaryota, Metazoa, Chordata, Aves, Passeriformes, Hirundinidae. Gene Ontology annotation, molecular function: nerve growth factor receptor binding; growth factor activity.
GGGCCGGGCCAGGAGGCUCCGGUUGAGCGGCGGGAGUGUGGGAUCCGGCUCCGCUGCCCUCCCGCCCUUCAUAAAGCUUUGAUGAGACACUUGAGACGCCGCCUGUGUUGUCGAGGCGGCGGCGGGAGGCGGUCGGUGGGACUGGGCGCCCGGGAGAGGAUGUGACUUCCCGGAGGGGACCCGGACAGGCUUUGUGUGGACGACAAGUUCCACCAAGUGAGAAGAGUGAUGACCAUCCUUUUCUUUACUAUGGUUAUCUCAUACUUCACUUGCAUGAAAGCUGCCCCAAUGAAAGAAGCGAGUCUAAGAGGACAAGGCAGCUUGGCUUACCCAGGUCUUCGGACCCACGGGACUCUUGAGAGCAUAAAUGGGCCCAAUGCUGGUUCAAGAGGACUGACAUCGUUGGCAGAUACUUUUGAACAUGUCAUAGAGGAGCUUCUAGAUGAGGACCAGGACAUCCAGCCCAGUGAGGGAAAUAAGGAUGCAGACUUGUAUACAUCCCGAGUCAUGCUAAGCAGUCAAGUGCCUUUGGAACCCCCGCUGCUCUUUCUGCUCGAGGAGUACAAAAACUACUUAGAUGCUGCAAACAUGUCCAUGAGAGUCCGGCGCCACUCUGAUCCAGCUCGCCGUGGGGAACUGAGUGUAUGUGACAGCACGAGUGAGUGGGUGACAGCAGCAGAGAAGAAGACUGCAGUGGACAUGUCCGGGGCAACUGUCACAGUCCUGGAAAAAGUUCCAGUACCCAAAGGCCAGCUGAAGCAAUACUUCUAUGAGACCAAAUGCAACCCUAAGGGAUACACAAAGGAGGGCUGCAGGGGCAUAGACAAAAGGCACUGGAACUCUCAGUGCCGAACUACCCAGUCUUACGUGAGAGCUCUCACCAUGGAUAAUAAAAAGAGAGUUGGCUGGCGCUUUAUAAGGAUAGACACUUCUUGUGUAUGUACAUUAACCAUUAAAAGGGGAAGAUAGUGGAUUCAUGUUGUAUAGAUUAUAUUGAGACAAAAUUAUCUAUUUGUAUAUAUACAUAACAGGGUAAAUUAUUCGGUAAAAAUAAUUUUAUGGACUGCAUGUAUGACUGAAGUUUAUACAGUACAGUGGUUACACAUUCUAUUUAUUGAACAUAUCCAUGACCUGAAGGGGAACAAUAGUCAUUUGCGCACAAGUUAAAAAAGACCAAAAAAAAAAAAAAAAAAAAAAAGAGAGAGAGAGAGAAAAUCAAGCAAACAAAAAAGUCUGCAUUACAUUCCUCCAUAACAUUGUGGUUUGUCGCCGUUGCCAAGAAUUGAAAAUAUAAAAAUUAAAAAAAAAAAAAAAUAAAAUUGCAUGCUGCUUCAAUUGUGAAUUAAUGAUAAACUGUCCUCUUUCAGAAAAAUAAAUUGAACCAAAACAUUCUGUUUACACUUUAGACAGUAAGUAUCUUUAGUCUGUUAGUAUAUAUGUUUACUGCUUCUAACUUCUGAUAGCGUUGAAAUUAAAACAAUGUCAAGGUGCUGUUGUCAUAGUUUUACUGUUUCUCUUUUACUUUUGAACUCCCAUCAGAUUGAAAAAGAAAAAAAUCAUUACUUUAUUCUGGAUUAGAAAAAAAAUUUGGUUUUUGUAUGUUGUGAAGGUGUUUGCAAUAGCAGUCCAACUACUGACAAAAAAUAAUAAAAAGAGGCAACUGAAAAAGAAUGGUGAUGUUCCACUUCACAUUGUUGAACUUCAGGCUUAAAGACAACACUUAUUUAACUGUAUGGCAACAUGGUUGUUUUGUUGGGUGGGGGUGGUUUGUUGUU